CGCGACGUCGGUCCCUGAUUGUUUUGGCUGGUGAUGUUUCAUAGCUUAGCCUAGAUCUCUUGCCCUCCCAGGCAGCCAUGGCCAUGGCUGGGGAGGAGCUCGACGGCAACCUCCGCGCCAUCCCCGCCACGGACGACCUGCCCACCCAGAUUGUGGACCGCUUCCGCAGCGCCUGGAAGAGCCACUUCACCAACUUCAGCCUCACCACCGACGCCGACGCCGAGAACGCGCCGGUGCGGUACUACGAGGCCAUCGCACGGCGGCUGGUUGGGGAGCAGGCCCACACGACGCUGCUGGUCAAGUGGGAGCACAUCAGCACGGAGGUGGGCAACUGGGAGGACCUGCAGGACGACCAUGAGAUCAUCGUGGCCGUGUUGAAACGACGCAAAUACGACAGGUGGGCCGGACGGGGUGAGGUGACGGGUGGAUGGAUGGCUUGAGUGGGUGUGUGAGGGUGUGGGUGUGUGGUUUGUCCCCUUGCAGCGUGUCGGGUCACAUCAAUGCGGCAGCGAUGGAGUAUCUGAAGGAGCAUGAGAAUCCCGACGAGAGAGGCAGGCACGGCAGCAUCACCACCCGGGCCAUCAACGCAGCCAUCCUCAACUUCGCCAAACCACAAACGUAUGGACCACCGUCCACACAACACACACAUAGACCAUCCAUCCCCCUCUUACUCUCCCUCUCCCUCUCCCCUCCCUCUGUCUGUGUGUGUGUGGCGGCCUGGUCUGCAGUGUGCGUCAGAUCCGGAUGAGCAUGUUGGGGCAGCUGCUGAUGGUGAGCGGGACGUGCACACGUGUGUCGGACAUCAAGACCGAGGUGGUGGAGGGGUCCUUCACCUGCGACGACUGCAACGCCGACGCCGGCAUGGUCCACCAGCAGUACAGAUUCACUAAGGUCAGUCAGACCCAACCCACCGACAUUCACACGACCAGACCAGGGAGGAGAGUGCGUGUGUGUGUGUGUGUGUGGGCAUGUGUGUGUGUGUAUCAGCCGCUUGUGUGUGAGAAUGUCAACUGUGGCAAUCGCGUGCGCUUCACCCUCAAUCCCAGGGGCAGCCUCUGCGUCGACUGGCAGAAAGUCCGGUAUGUAAGUCGGUGGAUGGGAUGGGAUGGGACGGGCGACGCCACGCCAUGCCCUGUCUGUCUGUGCACACUGUGUUUGUAUCUCAUGGAUGGGUGUGGUGUUUGUGUGCAGGGUUCAGGAGGAUGCCACAGAGGUGCCCCGCGGCUCGAUGCCCAGAGGCAUCGACGUCUUCCUCAGGUCUGUCACACACGCAUGCAUACACAUGAACUCAUUGCUGUGUGUACAUGUGCUCGCUGCGCUGCAGGGGGGACAUGACGGGCAUCGUCAGGCCAGGCGACCGGUGCCUCAUCACCGGCACCUUCAUCGUGCUGCCCGACGUGGCUGUGCUCAUGAAACAGACAGAAGUGCCAAGGGUACACACACACACACACACACACACUAACGAGAGAGAGAGAGAGAGAGAGAGGUCGCCAGCAUUCUCCAUCCAUCCAUCCAUCCACCCCAUCAGGCCGCCAGCCGAGAGCUGAACCGGCGCGCCACCACCGAGACCGGCUCCGCAGCAGACGCCAUCCACGGACUCAAAGAAAUCGGUAGGUACCAAACCAUCCCUCCACCCCCCGCCCACCAAAACGCCCCUCUCUCUGUGUGUCGUGGGUGCAUCUUCAGGUGUGCGCGAUCUGAAGUACGACCUGGGCUUCAUGGCGUCGCUGGUCUGCAAUGACGAGCGGACGGUGGACGCCAGUGGGCAGACCAGUGCUGACGUCAACGAGCUGUACGCACGACUCAACGCCGGCAGGGGCGCCCUGGCAGACAGGAGGGACCAGGAGGUGCGUAUGUCAGUCACCCACCCACAUACACCGCUCACACACUGGUUGAUGCGAGAAUGGGUGUGGUGUGUGUGUGGGGCUAUGGUUCUGGGGGUGUGUGGGGGGGUAUGUGUGUGUGUAGGAUCCUUUGGAGGGUGUGUCGGUGGAGAUGCAGGAGAAGAUCAGGGAGGUGGGGCGAGAUAAGGACUGCUUCGACCGCAUCGCCAAGUCCAUCGCACCGGCGGUACGCACACAUAUAUGUGAGAUGUGUGGAUGUGGUGUGUGGGUGUGCAUGUGUGUGCACGUGUGUCGAUCCCGUUGCCUCCAUCCAUCCAUGCAUCCAUCCAUCCAUCCGUCCGUGUGUGUGUAAUUAAUCAGGUGUACGGGCACCCCCACGUCAAGAAGGGCAUCCUGGUCAUGCUGGUGGGCGGGAUCGAGAAAUGCACCAAAAGCGGCAUGAAACUACGGUCAGCCAGGCAGCCACGCAACGCCACACCCCACACCCCGCACCCCGCACCCCACCGCACCCUCACUCUCCCCUUCUCCUCACCAUUCAUUCUUAUUCAUUGGCUCGGGUGCGUGUGCGUGUGCGUUUGUGUCCAUUCAUUCAUUCAUUCACCCCUUCAGUGGCGACAUCAACGUGUGUUUGGUGGGCGACCCCUCCACGGCCAAGAGCCAGUUCCUCAAGUGGGUCGCCGCUGAGCACACGCGGGCCGUGUACUCAUCUGGUAGGAGGAGAGGGAGAGGGAGAGGGGGAGGGGGAGGGGGAGGGGGGAGGGGACAAACGCCACACCCACAUGUCUAGGGACCCUGUCAACCCUAAUCAUCCCUCCUCUGGCUUGGCCUGGCUGUCCUUUUCAGGCAAGGCGUCCACUGCUGCAGGGCUUACGGCUUCUGUCCAUCGGUGGGGCGGGGGGUUGACAGCUGGCAAUCGCCAUCCAUCCAUCCAUCCAUCUGUGUGCGCGUCUGUGUGUGUGUGUGUGUGAUACGCACAGUGACAACGAUGCCGGGGACACGGUGAUCGAGCCGGGCGCCCUCAUGAUGGCCGACAACGGUAGCUGACGGCCUGUCGACACACACACAUACACACGCACCUCUGCGUGUGUAUUGGUUUGGUCAAUGCAAUAUAAUGCAUUCAGGCGUGUGUUGCAUCGACGAGUUUGACAAGAUGGACCCCAAGGACCAGGUGGCCAUCCACGAGGCGAUGGAGCAGCAGACCAUCACACUCUCAAAAGCGGGCAUACAAGUAGGGUAGGGUAGCCUCUCCCUCCGUCCCUCCCUCCCGCCACCGACACACCGCACAUGUCUGUCUGUUUCUCUCUCUGUGUGUGUGGGUGUGGGUGUGGUUGUAUACUAUAGGCCACGCUGAACGCGCGCACAUCGAUCCUGGCUGCUGCCAAUCCACUGCUGGGUCGUUACGACAUCCAGAAGCCGCUGCGUCGGAACGUCAACAUGACUGCGCCCAUCAUGUCAAGGUUUGACCUCUUCUACGUCAUCCAGGACCUCUGCGACGAGGAGAUCGACCGCAACAUCGCCGCACACAUAGUAACUACAGCAUAGACCACACCCACAGACACACACACACACGUGGUGGGGUGUCACCACUCUCUUUCUCUCUCUCUGUGUGUGGGUGUGUGGGUGGGUGGGUGGGUGCGUCAUAGGUGAAGAAUCGCAUGGCUGACGAGCGAGAGGAGGAGGGCGAGGACGGCGGCAACCACGGGGCCGAGUUCAGCACAGACUUCAUCAGGAAGUACAUCAGGUAGGUACCCACCACACGCACACCCCCACCUUCCCCCACUCACCACCCACACACAUCCGCCGCUAUCCUAUCCGCUGGUCGUCUGUGUGCUGUGGUGUGGUGUGGUGUGUAGGUAUUCGCGUAGCAAGCAGCCGGUGCUGAGCGAGAGGGCCCAGACGCUGCUCAAGAAAUACUACAUGGAACUCAGACAGGGACAGGUCGGCACAAAAUCAAUCAAUGGAUGGAUGGAUGCAUGGAUGGAGGGUUCCCUUCCGUGGAUGGUUGAUUGGUUGGCUGUCAGGCUAGCGGUAGCUCGGGCAUCGCCGUCACGCCCCGGCAGCUGGAGUCACUCGUGCGCUGCUCAGGUGGGUGAUUGAGGGGGUGGGGUGGGUGGUGUCUAUGCGGCCCGGCCCUAUGCACCCCUCUCUCUCUCUCUCUCUCUCUCCCUCUCUUUCCUUCCUGGCUGGCUGAUGUGGUUUGGCUGGUCAGAGGCGGUGGCCCGCAUUCAUCUGUCGGACUGGGUGUUGACGCAGCACGUCACCAAGGCAUACAGAAUGAUCAGGUAAUGACGGGGAUACGGACACUCCCACACCCACACUACGGACACUCCCACACCCACACACCCGCUCCGACACACACAUACACGCCCUCGUGUCUGCCUUCGCUGGCCGGCUGGCCCGUCAGGGAUUCGUUGGUUCGCGUUGAGCAGGCGGACAUCGACUUGGGCGAGUUUGACGAGGAAGAUGAAGAGGAGGAGGAAGCACGUCAGUCAGCACAUCCAUCCACGCAUCCAUCCAUCCAUAGGAUAUGGAGCACCGUCCUUUGCCCCCUCCUCUGUCUGCCAUUCCUUCAUUCCUUCGUGCAGCUGAUCAGUUUGCCGGUGACGGUGGUGGGGAUGGUGGGGAUGGCGGCGAGGGUGGCGAGGGCGGCGAGGGUGGGGGCAGGGGCGGGGGAGCUGGUGGUGCUGCGGCCCGCCCACCACCCGCACCCAAGCGCACGGUCAGUCAGUCAGUCAGUCACCACACCAACCACGGCAGACAGACAACUGACCUCACUGUGUGCUGUCGUUGGUGUGGUGCAUUGAAUGCGAUGGAUGGAUGGAUGCAGUACAAGAUAGGGACGAAAGACUUUAACGUGAUCGGUCAGCGGAUGGCCAUCUUGUGCGACGAAGAGGAGCAGCACGACAGAUACGUCACGAGGCAACAACUCAUAGACUGGUAUGUGUGUAUGGUGCGCUCGGCCACUCUCUCUUUCGCUGGGCUCCUUCUGUCUGUCUGUAUGUGUGUCUUGAUGUGUUGUGUGUAUGCGUCAGGUACCUGGACGAGUACAUCGUUCGCGAGAGACCCAACAUCGCUGACGUGAGUGAGAGAAUAAGGGAGGGAGGGAGGGAGGGAGGGAGACGUACGUGGCUCUUUGUGUGUCUAUCCAUCCAUCCAUCCAUGUGUGUGUGCGCGCGUGUGUGUGUGUAGAAUGAGAACGAGCUGCGCGACGAACAGCGCAAGCUGACAAUGAUCAUCAAGAGGCUCGUCCAGAAGGAGGUCCUCACGACGCAAGAGGUGAGGAAAGACACAGACAGACAGACAGACACACAGACAGACGGACGGAGUGACGGAGUGACAGAGUGACGGACACCCGUUUUUACACGGUACAUGCAUGGUUCACUCAGGAGCAAGGUGAGCUGUGUGUGUUGCGGCACCCCCACUACAACCCGCACGACAUCCCCUUCCCAGACGAGGAACACGACAGGGGCAGACGCUCACGUAUAUACGCCAGCCAGCUACACAGACACCACACUACACCACACCACACUACACCAUACACCCAUACAGACAAGACAGACGGACACACAUGGGUGUGGUGUGGUGUGUGUCUCCUGCAUGUGUCGAAUGAAUGAACCCCAUUUGUGGUCAGACACCCAAGACGAGGAUCAGGAAAUGCCCGAUGCCAGCAACGAACAGCAGCAGCAGCAGCAGCAGCAAACCCAGACCCUCCCUGCAACGGAACCUGCCUCUGCCACCCAGCCGCAGCAGUCGCCGGCCGGGGCAGGUGCUGCGGGUGCUGCGGGUGGUGGUGGUGGUGUCGGUGUGGAGGGGGAUGGCGACGCAGACAUGACGGCACCCGACAAUUAGAUAGAACAGGUGUGGCUGUCUGUCUGUCGACG
Vitrella brassicaformis is the source of this 5725-nucleotide messenger RNA. Lineage: Eukaryota; Vitrellaceae. The record is from the annotation of a GenBank genome assembly.